GUGCUGAAUCCUGUACAUACACCAGUACGGUGUACUGUGUAUGUAUUGUGUGCCCUCAACAUACGGGAGUUUCCACUCAUUAGCUAGAGCAUUUCCGUGAAUGAUAGCGGUUUCCUAAUCACCGCAACUUUACUAUUUCUAGUAACCCAAGGGUACCUAUGGCCUCUGUUAACGCGACGUUUAAUGAAAUACGGUACAAGGACGGCACAGUCUACCGUGGGAAGGUAGAAAGCAACCUACCACACGGACACGGAGAGUUGGAGGGACUUCCCGGCGGAUGUCGCUUCUCUGGCUUAUUUGUUGAGGGUUCUGAACAGAGUGGUGUGUAUGAGUGGCCUGGAGGGGAGACUUACUCUGGCAGAUGGCGCAAAGGAAAUCGACACGAUGUUGGUGUAGAGAAGCGCAAUGGUAUCUUGUACUGUGGUGAGUGGGUGGAUGACGUAAAGGGAAAGAGUGGAGUAAUGAUGACGGAAGCGGGUGCCAAGUAUGAGGGAAUGUGGAGCUGCGGGUUGCAGAGUGGGUUCGGUGUGGAGACGUAUGCGGAUGUGGGGAGAUAUGAGGGACAGUGGAGAGGAGGGAAGAGGGAUGGAUAUGGAGUGAGAGUCAAGACUCAGGCUUCGGCGAGAAUGUCUGCCAUUUCGAAUGCUCACAAGUCACAUAGUCAUCCCGAGUUCCUUUGUUUGGAUAAGGGUCCUAGCUCGUUUGUGUUUGACGAAGCUGUGAGAGCUGUGGCACAAGGUGGUGCGUUGCAUGAUGACAGUGAGAACAGGGUCGACAAGUCAAGACGUAAAUCUCUUGCUCGUUUUCGAUCCAUUUUUGUGCCUCCGGUGUGGCCAAGAUCAAAGUCUCAAGACAGUGUACUUGCUGAUUGUUUGGACGCUGCUGCGUUUUAUAAUGAAGUGUCCGGCGAUCAAGCUACCGGUUGUUUUUCUUGGCUGGCCAGCAAUAAAAUCGCUUUGGAAAAUAUUCCGGAUCCAUCCGAUUAUCAUUGUUAUAAAGGCGAGUGGAACAAUGACCAACGGUGUGGCUACGGUGUAUGUGAACUUGUCGGCGGUUAUGUCUAUCGAGGAUCGUGGGAGAGAAAUACGAUGCAUGGAUAUGGCAGAUUGGAGCACCAUCAGAGGUCUCAGGAAGGACAGUGGGAAAACGGUCGGCUAGUACGGACAUUGUCGUCGUCUCGACUCAAGCAGCUAUUGUCUGCUCAGUUACAGUCAAAUGUCUUCGAAGCCGUUCGAUUGGCUAACCAAGCCGCUGCUACUGCAGAUGACAAAGCCAAGUUUGCAGUUUCUAAGUCUUUGGUGGUGAGAGAGAAGGGCAAGCAAGCACAACUUGCAGCUGAUGAAGCAAAGAAAGAUGAGCAGAUGGCAAAAGCUAUUGUACACGCCUACACGAUUGGAGAUGGACGAGGUAGAGAGAAACGGCUGAGCUCAAACAAGAAGCAUUUGACAAGACAGAAGGCUGUAGACAUUACGGACACAGAGUCGAGUCAACAAUAAUAAUAUUGUGGCUUCGUCAGACUACCAUAUGCUAUCUUGUUGUUGUAAUGCUCGGCAUUUUUAUCUAUCAUUAUGUAGUAAGCAUUUUGUAAUACACAAGGUUUAUGUUCGCACAAAAGUCUGUGUUGAUAAGUUAGAUACAUAUUAUUAUAUACAUUGACCAGAAACAUCUUUCAUUGUUUCUUGUCGCUUAUCUAUCUAUGUUUAUAAGGGAAAUGAGAUGA
This is a messenger RNA of Corticium candelabrum, 1720 nucleotides long. RefSeq names its product junctophilin-3-like. The record is from RefSeq and is a predicted model, not a curated record. NCBI's taxonomy places the organism in Eukaryota, Metazoa, Porifera, Homoscleromorpha, Homosclerophorida, Plakinidae. Gene Ontology annotation, cellular component: endoplasmic reticulum membrane; plasma membrane; junctional membrane complex. The transcript is spliced from 2 exons. The coding region runs from base 159 to 1496 and encodes 445 amino acids.